AUUCAUCUGUUUCAGACCAAGAUAGCAACGCCUCAGUCAGCGACGCAACAUGCGUCAGCUACAACUAAUCGCCCUGCAGCCUCGUCAUUCGCACAUUUUCUCUUUACUUUUUUGACUUCCAAGAACUUUGAUACCCAACUUUGUAUAGCUCAUAAUAAUCGUAGUCGCUAAUCGUUACUUUCGCCAUACUUCGCAGCCGGUCUCGAAACACCACGAUUUUUCUAUCUUCAGCCCUACUAGAAGCAGAACCGAGAAUCCCACUACCAGGAGCCUGAUUUCCUACGCGUCCACGUAAUCGCACUUUCACGAUGAGCGCAAAACACAACCUCCACGUCGCGCACCAUCUUCCAAGCCACAUCUCCCCCGCCUCGGUCGUCGCCGCGCUCCAUGACCACGACACAACCCUCACACUCCAAGCCCUUAGCUGUGGCUACGAGACAGUACCCAACACCGCUGAAGCGACCCUCAAAGAUACAUACUGGUAUCCGCCCGACCAAUACCCCGUCGCAACCUACCACGUCAGCGAGUGCAUAACCUGGUUCCCAGGCAUCGGGCAGUAUGGGAAGAAGUAUAUAACCUUCCCAGUCUGUUACCAGAACACAAGGCAGGGCAUUAAGACGCGCGCUGACGCGGCGGCGGGCGUGAUACUCAGGGCCGAAUAUAGGGUGGUUGCGAAUGGCGAGUUGGGCAGCGAGGUUGAAGGCGAGGGCAUGGGCGUCGGGGACGCGCAGUUCGUGCUUGUAGAGGAUGUGGAAGUCAGCUGUGCAUGGUGGCUUAUGCCAUUUGUCAAAGGCAAGAUGGAAGAAGGGCAUCGAAACCUUUGUAAGAUGGUCAUUGAAAAGGUAGAGAAGAUGGUAAGCUCGGGGUGGGAGGGCCAUGAUCCAGUGGCAUUUGGUCUUCACGGUGUCGCGAGCCGGCACGACAGCAGGAUAGAGGGUAUGGACGAUGUCAACACAGGGUUUGCGCAGGAGACCAGGGAACACUACGCGAAGCCACAACCCGUGGUGUUUGGACAGACACAUCAAGAUGUGCCACGAUAUGCGGACGCGGAUGCGAUGGAGGAGCAGCGGCCGCGCACGCCCGCCGGGCCAUUACCGGAGAAGAUCAUAUACGGAUGAUACUUGCUCGCAGGCUACAGCGCUUGGAGUAGCAAUGAACGCCUCUAGCAAAUUCGAGAUGCAAGCGUUGCCAUCACUCUGUUGAGAGUGAAAUCAAGCCGUAACACUAGGAGUGGCCGCGAUUUGUGUCGUAUUCUACAAAAAGGUUAUUGAGGUAGAAGUAUACAUCACCUUAGAGCCUGCCUAGU
This is a messenger RNA of Alternaria rosae, 1306 nucleotides long. RefSeq lists its product as uncharacterized. Lineage: Eukaryota; Fungi; Ascomycota; Dothideomycetes; Pleosporales; Pleosporaceae. The coding region runs from base 309 to 1118 and encodes 269 amino acids. The record is from RefSeq and is a predicted model, not a curated record. The transcript has a single exon.